AACCCUUAUAUGAUUGUAUCUCAUCUACCAGUCCAGACUCCAGCUAUUCAGCUAAACAUCUUCUUCCCAUCUCACCUCACAUGAACACAACACUUGUUCUCUCAAUCCACACUUCUUCACCAUGAUUUCAGACUCAAUCUCUUUAACCCACCCCCCUCUCCUCCCCACUCAACACAAUCCCCCAAAGCCCAUCUCAAAACACAUAGCAACAGCAGCAGCCAUCUCUCUCUCUCUCCUCACUCUCUCCGCCCUCUUCAUCUCUCUCUCUCCCAGCUCAACUCCACACUCUCCCACCCACCAAUCCAAGCUGCAGGAGACUCAAUCAGGCACGAAACUCGCACACCCAGUUGUUAUCUUGAUCUCUUCAGAUGGGUUUCGAUUUGGGUACCAACACAAAACCCCAACUCCGAACAUCAAGCGCUUGAUCGCCAAUGGGACUGAGGCUGAACCGGGUUUAAUUCCGGUCUACCCGACUUUAACAUUUCCUAAUCAUUACUCGAUUGUGACUGGGUUGUAUCCGGCGUAUCAUGGCAUUGUGAACAAUUAUUUUGUUGAUCCGGAUGAUGGGGAUGUGUUUUCGAUGUCGAGUCAUGAGCCGAAGUGGUGGCUGGGUGAGCCAUUGUGGGAGACUGUGGUGAAUCAGGGGCUUAAGGCGGCUACUUAUUUUUGGCCUGGCUCUGAGGUGCAUAAGGGCUCUUGGACUUGCCCUUCGGGUUUUUGUGCUCCGUAUAAUGAAUCUGUGGCGUUUGAUGAGCGUGUUGAUACGAUUUUGAGUUACUUUGAUUUGCCUAAAGAGGAGGUUCCGGUGUUUAUGACAUUGUAUUUUGAGGACCCUGAUCAUCAGGGGCAUCAGGUGGGGCCGGAUGAUCCUUUGAUUAGUGAGGCGGUGGGGAAUAUUGAUAGGCUGAUUGGGAGAUUGAUUAGCGGGUUGGAGGAACGAGGGGUUUUCGAGGAUGUGACGAUUAUAAUGGUUGGUGAUCAUGGAAUGGUGGGGACUUGUGAUCAGAAGUUGAUUUUUUUGGAUGAGUUGGCUCCGUGGAUUGAUAUUCCGGAGGACUGGAUACAGUAUACUAGUCCAUUGCUCGCGAUUCGCCCACAGGGGAAUGUGUUCCCUGCUGAUAUUGUGGCGAAGAUAAAUGAGGGGUUGAAGUCGGGGAAAGUGGGUAAUGGGGAGUAUUUGAAGGUAUAUCUUAAGGAGGAUUUGCCUAGUCGGCUGCAUUACUGGGAGAGUGAUCGGAUCACUCCCAUUAUUGGCUUAGUUGAUGAAGGAUAUAAAGUGGAGCUGACGAAAUCAGAAGAUAAAGAAUGUGGAGGAGCACAUGGUUAUGAUAAUGCAUUUUUCUCUAUGAGGACUAUAUUUAUUGGCCAUGGUCCUAGGUUUCCCAAGGGAGUGAAGAUCCCUUCUUUUGAGAAUAUUCAGAUAUACAAUUUGGUGACAUCGAUCCUUAAUAUAAAGGGCGCUUCUAAUAAUGGAACAUCAUCCUUCGCCAACACUGUUCUUUUACCUCACCACCAUUAGAAUCUUGUAGUUUCAGGGAUCUGGAGCCAUGGUAGGUAGAGACGGAGCUUGGUGUUAUUGAGGUAUUGAUGCUGAUACUUUGAAGGAACUAUGAGACAGCCGUUUAAACGUGUUUCAUUAUGUUUGUAAUGUUUCUUCUUGUAAUCAGUUGAUGCAGAACAUUUGAAGUAGAAGUUUAAAGCUUAGUCAACGUGUUACUAUCAUGAUAGAGGAAUCACCAUAUGGUUAUGGUGUUAUCCUGAAUAAAACUUUGAAAAUGCCAGUGGUUGGUUUUUAAUAUCAAGUUUGUGUGCAUUUUAGAUCA
Molecule: messenger RNA, 1823 nt
Organism: Daucus carota subsp. sativus
Lineage: Eukaryota; Viridiplantae; Streptophyta; Magnoliopsida; Apiales; Apiaceae
Exons: 1
Coding region: 122-1519 (465 amino acids)
Cellular component (GO): vacuole
Source: RefSeq, a predicted model, not a curated record